Messenger RNA from Entelurus aequoreus (snake pipefish), 3503 nucleotides. It is a transcript of the gene snphb, whose product is annotated as syntaphilin b. The record is from RefSeq and is a predicted model, not a curated record. The coding region runs from base 239 to 2524 and encodes 761 amino acids. Gene Ontology annotation, cellular component: cytoplasmic microtubule; mitochondrion. Gene Ontology annotation, biological process: neuron differentiation. The transcript is spliced from 6 exons. NCBI's taxonomy places the organism in Eukaryota, Metazoa, Chordata, Actinopteri, Syngnathiformes, Syngnathidae.
CCUCCUCCUGCUGCUGCUGCUUUGAGCUAACAUCCUCUCUCCUCCGCAUCCUGCGCUGUUGUCGGCCGGGCGGUGUAAAAAAAAAAAAAAAAAAAAAUGGAGGUUGUGAAGCCGAUGGAGGACUAGGGGCGACAUCUGAGAGGGGGCUGCAGGUAAGACCACGGAUGCAGGGCUAGGACGCAAUGGCUCUCAGCUGAAGACGAGACGGCAGAACAUCGACGGGCCGCCGCCUGGCACCAUGUCCGCCCCCGCCCCCGCCACUCGGAGGACUGGAUCAGGCUCGCGCCGGUUUGACUACUGCAGGUUGAUAGAAGUAGACUACGUCCCCAUGGAGACGGGCUACAUGGUCUCCAUGCGCCCCACUAAAGGCCACGCCUCCGCCGCUAAAGGAAGCGCGUCCACCAAGUCUCCAGACCGCCAUAGCCGUCUGACACACUCCCCCUCCUCCCCUCGCUCCCGCAGGCGGUCCCCGGCGGCCCCCAGUAACCGAGACCCCUUCGGCAACGCCUCCCUCAGCGGCAGCAGCAACUCGGGCUCUUGUAAAGGCAGCGACAGCAGCCCAACCAAAGGACGUCACCAGAAGUACACGUCAUGUACCGACAACCACGGUAUCCGGCCCCCUCCACCCGAGCAGUACCUGACACCCUUGCAGCAGAAGGAGGUGUGUAUUCGACACCUCAGGGCCAGGUUAAAAGAAACCAUCACCACACUGCAAGACAGGGACACAGAGAUCGAUGCGUUGAGAGAAAAGCUUUACAGGAUGCAGGAGGACUGGGUGGAGGAGGAGUGCCAUCGCGUGGAAGCUCAGUUGGCCCUGAAGGAAUCACGUCUGGAGAUACAGCAGCUCAAACACGCGGUGGACACAGUCCGCGCCAGGCUCAGCGACGCCGGGGGGAACAGCGGUGACGUAAGUGUCCAGAAGUACUUCCAAGACAUUAACACUCAAAACCACAAGCUUGAGAACCUGCUGCUUAACAUGGAAAUAGCUCAGGCCGGACUAGCCAAGGAGGGAGAAGCCAUAGCUGAACGCCGGAACAGAGUUGGGGGUUCUGCGCCAGCGUCUGUAUCUGGGGAAAGUCCAGGAGUAAUACCAAAACCAGCAAUAGGGGUUAGGGGUUCUUGCUCUUGUGAUGGUUCCCCAGCCCGCUCUGUGACACGGAGCUCCACCUAUACCAAACUGAGUGAUCAAGCAGGAGACCGCAAUGCUGCAGAUUUCCCAUGUCUUUCAGCAGACGGAACUCAGGACAGUGGCUUUGUGUGCUGUGGAGAUGGUAGUAAUAUCCCGAGUCAGGCUGACUUGCUACUCGAGGCCGCAUUUCUCUCAGAAGAAACUGCUUCCUUGCUCAACUCCUACGCUCAAAACUUCUCCUGCUCCAUACCAAACUCUUUGCCUCACACUUACUCCCAAACCUUACCUCAUUCCUUCCCUCACACCCACUCAGUGCCCCACAACAUUCCGCACUCGGCUACCUACGAGAAGCUAUGCUCGGGAGACCGUCUGUCGCCAUUACGCUGUGGCCUGGGCGGAGGUGUCUGUAUGAGCCAGCCCUGCCUUUCCCACCAUCACCUGUACCUGCAUCCUCUACGUGAGACAGGUAUUCAGACUGAGAGCUGUCCUAUCCCAGCGACAUCCGGGUGCCCGUCUGACCUGGAUACCAUCGCAGAACAGCGUACGUUCCGCUCUCAAGCUUGCAGCCCGACUUCAACCUGGUUGUCCGAUGAAGGCGAGGAAGAAUUGGACUCCAUCACCACCACUACUUCUGUAACCACAGCAACUGUCUUGAGCACAGCCACAGAGCCCAUUCCGUGCUCUAAAUUGCCUCGGGUUAAUUACAUGCCACGAUCUGCCACUGUGGCCUGUUCCAUGGAGAGUCCGGUCUGUGAGGACGACAGGACAGAAAGUCCAGAAGAAGAAUCUGCUGCAGUAGAGGUCCAGGGUCAGGCAAAAGUAGUCCAACCCAGAGUGGGACAGUUGGACACAGUGGCAGAGAAUUUGGUACAAAAUCAAUUAAAGGAGAGAAAGGAAGGUCUAUGGGCUGGAGAGGACAGACACCUUGACACACUCCAGUUGGAAACACCAGGACUGAGCCCAUGUAGUAGCCCAGAAUCACUACAAGUCUUUGAACAACCUCACACCUCCCAGCCCAAGAGAUCCAUUUCCCAAGAGGAAGGAGCUGAUGUUCUUGUCCCGAGGGAUGACCAAGAUGUAGAAAUUAAAGAGCAAGAAUGCGAAGAAGGCAAUGAAGCAUUGGCGGGGGAGGUGGAUUCUGAUUCUGCCCCAGGGCCGGUACAGAAAAGCUACUGGAGUCGUCACUUCCUGGUGGAUCUCCUAGCAGUGGCGAUCCCAGUGGUGCCUACGGUAGCAUGGUUUUGUCGCGGUCCCGUCCGAGUGGGACAGCCCAUGUACCACUUUGGGUCACUGCUGAGGGGCUGCUGCACAGUGGCCCUGCACUCGCUGCGCAGGGGUGGAGGUUUGAGGCAUUAUCCCGCGGGCGGUGGAGACCUAGCCGGAUCCAACAUGUGAAGCUUCAGUACGCUUGACCAUGAUGAGUCAUCAGGACUCCGGCGUCUUCAGUGAGGGGAGUGACAAAGGAGUAGAACGCCAGGAUUCCGUGACUGGGUUGCCACAACCACUGGUCCUGGGCUACGGAUUGAAUGUGCAGAUUAUUUUGAAACGCAGGGAAAACCGCUGAGGUUUGUUGUUGACUCACGCACGACUGAUUCGGAUUCGCACUUAAGACGGACGUGUACACAAACUCGUCUGUAGUCUCUUCAAGGAUGUCUCCUAGAUGAGAUACAUCAUCACCCCAAAUCCAUCCACAUGUAAAACUCAUAUUCCCUUUGUCCUUCUUAAGACCUAAGUCCAUAGUCAUUACCAAGAAGGUUUAAGGUCCUCCAUGCAUCUUCUUCCGCUUUUCUGAGGGGCAGCAUCCUAAGCAGAGAAGCCCGGACUUCCCUCUCUCUGGCUACUUGGUCUGGCUCCUCUCUGGGGUUCCAGAGGUGUUCCAAUGCCAAGUCCUGAGUCUUCGUGAAGGCCUCCUAACCGGUCGGACAUUCCCUAAAAAACCUUUACAGGGAGGCGUCUUGAGGAUCCACCUCUUCUGGCUCCUCUCAAUGUGGAAAAGCACCGGCUUUUCUCCCCAUCCUCACCUUAUUGCUUAAAACCGUGCAAGAACUCAAAAAGGCUUUAAUAAAACGGUAAACUUAACUUCUACCACUGAUGCUGACCUAAAAACACUCCUAAUGGUUGACUCUACCAAGUUACUGACCCUCUAGUACUUCAACGCCCACUCUUAUUUAAUUCCAACAGUUCAUUAUAGAUAACAACCGAGCUAGAAGAUACCUCCUUGACUGAGGUAAGCGCUCUCUGUGCUGUAUGGUCCUACUUGUUCAACUGUCACUCUGGACUAGAUGUAGACCCUCCGGACACUAAAAUGUAUCCUCCCAAGCUCCUUCUGCCAUGCAUUGCUAGAGAUCACACUCAACUACAGCGGACCCUCGGA